Molecule: messenger RNA, 1855 nt
Organism: Chenopodium quinoa (quinoa)
Lineage: Eukaryota; Viridiplantae; Streptophyta; Magnoliopsida; Caryophyllales; Amaranthaceae
Product: F-box/FBD/LRR-repeat protein At2g26030-like
Exons: 1
Coding region: 84-1586 (500 amino acids)
Molecular function (GO): protein binding
Source: RefSeq, a predicted model, not a curated record
UAUUUUAAGUAUAUUUAACGCCUAAAUAUUAACAAAUUUCGGUGUUAAUAGAGGUCACACUUGCAAAAUUCUUUUCUUCACAAAUGAAACUCCAUGAGAUUGAUCCCACAACCAGCAACAAUGGCAGACGCCUUCGCCGGAGGCUAAACAACGAAGAACAAGAUCGAUUAAGCUCACUUCCAGACUCCAUUCUCACCGACAUACUCUCUCAUCUCCCAACCAAUUCCGCCGCCACCACCUCCGUCUUAUCCCACCGUUGGCGCCACCUCUGGACCACCGUCACCUGCUUCCAAUUCGACUUCGAUCUCUCCGAACAAACUUCAUCAAACAUCCUCUUAAUCGUCAACAACAUCUUACAACAGAUGAUCGCCCCAAAACUUUAUGGAUUUCACCUGGUAUUUCCAUCGGAAUCUAACUUAGAUCAACCUGAUGCUGCUGAACAAUGCUUUCGAACAAUUUUUCGCCGAAAAGUUGAACAAAUUGUGUUCAAUGCAGGAUUCAGGAGUUUCUUUAGGGUUCCUGCUGCUUGUUUGUUUGACUCGCAAUCUCUGGUAAGUUUGAAAUUGAUUGGUAUGCUUAAGAUUGAAUUGCCUGAGAAUAUUGAAAUUCGGCUUCCUAAUUUGAAGAAGCUUAGUUUAUGCUAUCUUCUCGAUGUUCCGAUCAUGUUGCGUAAUAUGUUUGAGUUUUGUCCAUUGUUGGAAGAUGUGCAAUUGAGUUUUGACUUGAUUUCUUUGCCACAACCCCAGAAUCCACAUUCUUUGGUGAAUGUGUUUUCGCCGAAUUUGAAGUCAUUGGAUAUAUGUAUGAAUUCGUGGUGUCAUCUGAAACGGAGUCGGAUUUUUAUUGAUGCGCCGAAAUUGGCAAACAUUAGGGUUAGUGAUUGUUAUUCGUUUUAUUCCUUUGUCCAAUAUCCAACUGCAUUAGCUAGUGCUUGUAUUGACUUGAAGGGGAAUUCAAUAGUCGAGUCUAAUGAUUUUGAGUUACAAGAUGAAGAGGAUCUGUAUGUUAAUGGGAUGUUCGAGUUUUUGGAAAGAAUGUCUAGUGUUGACAACCUUGAGCUAAUGGUAGGAAAACGUACCAAUAUAUUUACCCGUCUUGGGGUGGAUAUGCCAAUCUUUAAUAAUCUAGUGCGUCUUAAAGCAAAUUGUUUCAAGGAUUUGAUGCGUUGUUUACAUAAUUUUCCAAAGUUAGAGCAUCUUGAGGUGAGCUUAUGUUCGGAAGAUUAUGAUGUUCCAACAGAACAGAGGGAUUGGUAUGCACCAUAUUCUGUACCAGAUUGUUUGGUUAGUAAGCUUAAGACUGUACGAAUAGAGGGACUUAAGGGGAUUGACGAUGACCUUAAGUUGCUAGAGUACAUUCUACGUAAUGCAAUGGUUUUGGAAAAGCUUUGCACAACAAUUCGUUUCAAGGUCGAACAUAGAAUGCGUUCUAAUGUGUUGAAGGAAUCUCAUUUCUAUAAGUCCUUGUACAAUCUUCCUAGGAGCUCCUCAACUUGUGAGGUUGUGGUUCCAAAGAGAGUCACAGCAUCAAGUGAUGUCUUCAAAAAUGGAUAUGCAACUUCUUGCUGUCCAAAUACCAAUAUUUAAGCUGUUGUAGAUAUUUAUACUCAAAUUAUAAUUUCUUUUACUCAUACAAUGGCUGUUUUAUUUUCUGUAUGUUAACUUCUUUUACUUAAUGGCAGUUGUAUAUAAAACGAGUUAUUGUUGGCUUAUAUUAUUCAUACAAUGGCUAUUGUAAUUUGUAAUUACUAAAUGUGAACUUAUUUUACUCAUACAAAGGUGGCUCUUUGAUCCAUGUAUGCCUCAAAUUGUUUUCUGUAAUGGGAAAACAUACAUCAUACACAUGAAUUUAGCUU